Messenger RNA from Aphanomyces invadans, 870 nucleotides. RefSeq lists its product as hypothetical. NCBI's taxonomy places the organism in Eukaryota, Oomycota, Saprolegniomycetes, Saprolegniales, Verrucalvaceae. Bases 1 to 870 code for a protein of 289 amino acids. Gene Ontology annotation, molecular function: nucleic acid binding. The transcript is spliced from 3 exons. The record is from RefSeq and is a predicted model, not a curated record.
AUGUGCCUGAAGACAUCGAGCAGCGAAUCAAGAGCGUGCCUCUGCACAAGCGACAAACAAGAAGUGGAUGACAAGGCGAUCAAGUUGGACAAGGCCCAUCUCACAGCCGAGCAGAAGUUGGCCCGCCGCGACUUUUGUGCCCAAUUUCGUUCAAAUGCACCACAUGGCCGUGAUCAUGACAUGGCCAACGUGGUGCAUUUGGACGAGAAAUGGUUCUACCUGACAAAGCUUCGUCGCCGAUUCCUCGUAUGGCACGACGAGACAAUUCUGCCGCGAUACAUCCAGUCCAAGGCGCAUAUCACCAAGGUGAUGUUUCUGGUUGCCGUCGCGAGGCCCCGACCAGGAUGGGACGGGAAGGUUGGUUGCUGGGAAAUCGUGGAGCGAACGACGGCCGCCCGAAGCAGCGUAAACAGGCCGGCAGGAACAGAGGUGCUGCGGAGCGUCAAUGUGACGCGCGAUGUCUACCGCGAUUUACUCGUAAACAAAGUUUUGCCAGCGAUCAAGGAGAAAUGGCCAACGGCGAAUGAACCAGUGUACCUGCAACAAGACAACGCGCGCCCCCAUAUAUCGCCUGAAGAUGCUGCAUUUGCUGCUGCUGCGUGUGUUGGUGGCUGGGACAUUCGAAUACUGAACCAGCCACCAAAGUCCCCAGAUCUAAACGUUUUAGACCUGGGGUUUUUCAACUCUAUUCAAGCCCUUCAACAGUCGCUAGAGUGCCAGACGAUGGACGAGCUCAUUGCCGAUGUGAAGUCCGCGUUCGAUUUGUUGGCGCCGUCGACACUGGAAAGGACAUUCGCUACCUUGCGUCGUGUUAUGAAUAUUAUUAUUGACUGCGGAGGUGACAAUAGAUAUGAUGUCCACGAGGCUUGA